AUGGCGGCGCGGCGUGCGCGGGCCGUGCGGGUGCUGGUGGACAUGGACGGCGUGCUGGCCGACUUCGAGGGCGGCCUCCUGCGGGGCUUCCGCCGCCGCUUCCCUGCCGACCCGCACGUGCCGCUGGAGGAGCGCCGCGGCUUCCUGGCCCGCGAGCAGUACCGCGCCCUGCGGCCGGACCUGGCGGAUAAAGUCGCCAGUGUGUACCAGGCGCCAGGAUUCUUCCUGGACUUGGAGCCCAUUCCUGGAGCCCUGGAAGCCUUGCGGGAAAUGAACGACAUGGAAGACACGGAGGUCUUCAUCUGUACCAGCCCCCUGCUGAAGUACGAGUAUUGUGUGACCGAGAAGUACCGCUGGGUGGAGAAGCACCUGGGGCCCCAGUUUGUGGAGCGCAUUAUCCUGACAAGGGACAAGACGGUGGUGGUGGGGGACCUUCUCAUUGAUGACAAGGAGAGCAUUCAAGGUCAAGAGGAGGUCCCGAGCUGGGAGCACAUCUUGUUCACCUGCUGCCACAACCAGCACCUGGCCUUACCCCCCACGAGGCGGCGGCUGCUCUCCUGGAAGGACAACUGGAGGGAGGUGGUAGACAGCAAGCGGGGAGACCCUGCAAGCGACCACACACCUGGGUCCCCCUAG
This is a messenger RNA of Elephantulus edwardii (Cape elephant shrew), 636 nucleotides long. It is a transcript of the gene NT5C, whose product is annotated as 5', 3'-nucleotidase, cytosolic. NCBI's taxonomy places the organism in Eukaryota, Metazoa, Chordata, Mammalia, Macroscelidea, Macroscelididae. Gene Ontology annotation, biological process: pyrimidine deoxyribonucleotide catabolic process. The transcript has 5 exons. The record is from RefSeq and is a predicted model, not a curated record. Gene Ontology annotation, molecular function: 5'-nucleotidase activity. The coding region runs from base 1 to 636 and encodes 211 amino acids.